AUGGAAGCGGCCGCGGAAUUCAUCAAUCAUACGCUGGUAUCCAAGGGCUACCUUCUCAGUGACCGACUCAAGUUUGCAACCGUUUCCAAAACGCCGCUCGAAAAUGUGGAGGAGAACGACAUGCUGGUGAUCAACACCAUUUACUCGCUGCUACAGUCUCUGGAAAAGGACUCCAAGGCCGAAGAGAACCGGCUGAGGCGAGUGGCGGAUCUGGAGCACGACAAUGACCGUCUACGCAACGAAAUAAGGGCCCUGCAUCGCAAAAAUCACGAUCUUCACACGCGUCUAGCUCACGAGGAGAACGCGUUACAGAACGCCAAAAGAGAAAUUGCGAGGCUGGAAGCCGCAGCUAAGAACGAGAGAGGCAGUCUUACGCGUGCAAAAAUGGCCGUCGACAGAUUCAAGCAGCAGAGUAUGGUUGAAAUGCGCAAACGGGACGUUCGACUGGAGCGAAUGCGAGAACUGGCCCGAAAAGGGACAGCAAUCUCUUCUGAUUCGCUGGUGACAUUUACACCACCAUCACCAGACGUCAGACAGCUUGAUAAUGAGCUCAUCAGAGACAACAAAAUGCUGCUGUCGCUCAUCUACAAAACUAUCGACGACAUUGACAUGCUGAAACGGAAUGCACUUGAGACCCAACCAGGAGAAUACAAGGCCCCGACGGAAGACGAUCUCAACUCCAUCGUCCAAUUGUCCGUGUCCGAAUUACAGCAUGGAGGCACAUUUUCACUCAACCGGACCGAUGACCUUAAUGAACUAGCAGCCACUAUGGCUGAUAACCUGUCUUCACUCCGAGAUGCCCUGUCGCAACGGUUCACGCUACCUGAAGUCGAUCACGAUAGUGAGGUUGCCGUGCUAAAACGACAGCUGCACGAGUCCAACGAAAAUUGGCACAAGGCAGUCAAAACAAUGGAGGAAUGGAAAGCAUAUCGCGGGGAACAGCACAGCACGAGGUGA
Yarrowia lipolytica CLIB122 is the source of this 957-nucleotide messenger RNA. RefSeq lists its product as uncharacterized. Lineage: Eukaryota; Fungi; Ascomycota; Dipodascomycetes; Dipodascales. The record is from RefSeq and is a predicted model, not a curated record.